Acipenser ruthenus (sterlet) is the source of this 2378-nucleotide messenger RNA. Its product is annotated as C-X-C motif chemokine 10-like. Gene Ontology annotation, cellular component: extracellular region. The transcript is spliced from 5 exons. The coding region runs from base 1589 to 1876 and encodes 95 amino acids. NCBI's taxonomy places the organism in Eukaryota, Metazoa, Chordata, Actinopteri, Acipenseriformes, Acipenseridae. Gene Ontology annotation, biological process: antimicrobial humoral immune response mediated by antimicrobial peptide; neutrophil chemotaxis; chemokine-mediated signaling pathway. Gene Ontology annotation, molecular function: chemokine activity; CXCR chemokine receptor binding. The record is from RefSeq and is a predicted model, not a curated record.
ACGGUUCUUCUUGUUAUUUUGUUUAGUGUCCGUGUUCGUGAUUUGUUUUAGUUCACCCGAGUACCUGCCUGGCUUGUGUUGUCAAUGUGAUCCACGGCCUCUGGGUUGUCAGCUGUCUGGUUUGGGAACGGCAACCCUCGGAUCUUCUGAUAAAAAUCAUAAUGUUUGUUCUUCAUUUAGAAAAAUCAAAUGUUACUGAUACAUCGAUAAAUGCGUAUGUGAGGAUUUAUCUCAAAGCCUUUGCAGAAAUGAAAAACUUGGAUUCUGUUUAAAAAGAAGAAACGAAACUUUGGACUUAAACUUUGACAAGAUAUUUCUUCUAAAUCAGUUGUCUGUAGACAGGGAGAAGCUGGAAAUUCCCACUCUUUCUUGACUUUCUGCCAACAGAGUAAACAUCCUAAUCGAAGGUAGCACACAUACAGCUGGCAGAAGCCAAAAGAGGCUUCAACAAAAGCAACAAUGUUGUUGUUUGCAGCUAUUGGUAGUAAGGCAUCAGAAUACAGAAGAUGCAUUAAUAUCUGCAUACAGAGAUAUGUUUUAUAAUGUCGUUUUAUAUACAAGUUAUUUUAAUGCAAUGUUGAAUCUGUGCCACUCCCUGUGCAAUUACAAUGAGUAAAAAACAGUAUAGCAUAAAGGCACACCAUGCAUGUUAGUAGUGAUUAAAAAAAAGUAGGGGGUAUUUUAUUCAGUGCAUGAAAAUAAGAAUUUUGUACCUUGUGCUGAUGUUUAUUUUUGUAUUACUGUGCUGUUAGUGUUUUGGAAAGCACCUGUUAGGUUAUAUAAAAUGACAUAUUUAUGUUUUCUUGACUCGACGCUUUAUAAUAAGGGUGGUUGCCGAUGCAUUGUGAAUGGUGCUGAUUUGUAUUGCACGUUGUUAAAUGACACCACCAACCUUGAUGUGUGAGCAGGUAGAGAUCAUAUAAGUAUAUUUCAGACUAAUCUUUUUUUUUAAUCAUUUAAAGAUGUAAGAUUGAUGCUAUAUCAGCGUAGUGCUAGGAAAUGUGAAGGAAACCAUUUCAAGUCCUGUAACUUUUUCAAUCUGUAGUAGCGAUAAGCAGUAACAUUAGUGCAAGAACAUAUUUGCACAUUCCAAUCCAUUUGUAUUUACUGUAACCUCAAGUUGCUGGUUACCCUAAUGCAUACAUUCAAGAUUUAUCUGUCUCAGAGUCUUGUAGUUGUUUGUGAUGUUUCAAUGCAAGUGGACAGCAUCCAGGCCUUAUGGGAAUACAGGUUAUUCCAGUAAUGACUCUGGUGAAGAAAAGUAACUUCAGGUCCUUCCCAAAAGAAAGGAAACAAUAGAUUACAUUGGGGUUCAUUACCCAGCAUCCUGUUCAAGAGAAGAAGUGAUACUCAGGAUUUAUUUGAAUGCUUGGAUAUUUCUUCUAAAUCAGGUGUCUGUAGAAAGAGAAUCUGUAAAACUGGACUUUCCCGCCUGUCUUGAAUUUCUGCCAAAACAAUGAAGCUUAGCAAUGAUUGGUAACCCAGCGUAAACAGUAUAAAUAGAAGAGCUCUUUCUACUCUGCACUUCAUUUGAAGUUCUCAAGACAACAGAGUCCAGAAUCCAAAAGAAACUCUAACAAUAACAGCAAUGAACUCCACAGCCGUCCUCUUUGCUGUUUUUCUCUUGUUUGCAGCUGUUGAAGGCUCCCCACUUUACAACAAGGGCCGUUGCCGCUGCAUUGGGAGCAGUGCUGACUUUAUACAUUUAAAACGCAUUGAGAAGUUUGAAGUGAUACCAGCAUCCCCAAUGUGUCAGCAGAUAGAGAUUGUUGUUACAAUGAAGGACACUGCAGAGGAGAGGUGCAUGAAUCCCAAGUCAAAGCAGGCACAAAAUAUCAUCAGCAACUUGCUAAAGAAAAGGUCCUCACAGAAGUAAAACCACCAAGGCAAUCCCAAAGCAAUUCCGAUGUGACCCACAGACAAUUCUUCAGGAAGCUCUAGGGUUCUUUAAAGUCCCAGUUGUCAUGGUUACUGUUUCAGCCCAGUCUAAGAUUUUUUCCCCCCCAAGUAUUAAUUUUGAAAACAAAUGUGUGACAGUUUGUUUUUAGUUUGAAACUUUAGGCAUUGUAUUUUGCCAUAUAAAAAAUGUUUGUGUUACUGUACCUUAAUAUUAUAGUACAGUAUACAGAUAGAAUCUAGUGAAUGACUGCAUUUUUUGGUAUUUCAUCUGGGAUCCUGUUCAAAAAAACAAAAGCACAUUAUACCUUUUUAUAAAGGAAUCUGUUCAGACCUGUGCUGAAUUACUAUACAGUACAUCAUUUGUAACAUAUGUACAGUUGCAUGCAUUGUGUAAAUACACUUUUGUUGUUUGUGUUUUAUGUAAAUAUAAUGUACUUCUAACUUAUCAUGUUCAUAAUUAAUGAACCUGUUUUAAAAUG